CCCUUCCUCCCAAGAGGGGUAUCAGGGUGCUGCCCCGUCCAAGUGGCACGAACGACCGGUACUGUCCAAUCUGACAAAGUCAACCUUCAGCCUCUUGACUCGACUCCACAAACGUCGGGUCUCCACUUGUCUCCGGGUCUGGUUCUCGAUGCGUCGAACCUUCUUCUGCUGCCAUCGUCGUCGUUAUUCUUGCGACCUGUAGGAUGAGGACUUCGCAGUCUGUAGGCGAGUAGCUGUUCUGAUUCUCGUCUUCUCGGCCCAUAGAGUACGGAUGCAGCAACGCUCUGCAAGCUCCGUUGACACUUGUCGGAAGAGCAGGGCGGGAAGCGAAGUCCGUCCAAUGAGAAAUCGUCCGAGUCCGAACUUUUCGAGAGUCUUGCUCCAGUCGUGAUCCGUUUGCUUCGUUGCCAUUGGGAUUCGCCUUCGGCUUCGGCUUCGGCGGCGAAGUGGAAUCCUGGACGAGGUUUUGGUGCGUGCCUCGAGUGGUGUUGAGAAUCGUGGGGUGCCCGAGGGCGUAGGGCGUAGGGUUUGUCGAUCGAGCGUCGAGACAGGGGAGAAGGAGGAGGGGGUGGCAGGUGGAAUCGCUUCGUGGGCCGAGCUUCGACGGGAAUCCGAACUGGAGGCAAUCUCCAUUGAGAAGCAUGGCGUGGAGAGCGAUGGAUCCGUUGUCUGCAAUUUCGGACGAGGACUCUUCCGAUGAGGAAUCCGAUUCCGAGGAGGAGGACGGCGGGCGGAGUGGCAGUGGCGGUGACGAGAAACACGAGGACGAUGGCGCUUCGCUGAAGACGGGAAGCAAACUGGUGAAAAAGCCAGAGCUGGAUUUUGAGGCUUUAAGCCGGCAUGGCUACUCAGGAGGUCCAUCUAUUAUGCACGUACCCGCUCCCAAGAAUGAAGCAGGAGACCAGGACUGGACAUGGUCAAAUGGGAAGAGAAAGAGUGAAGACAAGGCCGAAGAAGGCAUUGAGGAUAGAGAGCUUACACGAGAGAUUGUCAGCGACUCAGCUCCAAAGAUGGCUGCUCAAGCACUUGCGGAAGCUAAUUUUUUGAAGAAACAGAAGAGGGAUGCUGCAGCAGAACAAAGAGCUCUGUCAUUCUCUCAGAAGGAAAAGAGGAAAAGAGAUCUAGGGCAAGCCACUAGGGCCAAAAACUACGUAGAAGAAGAGAAACGCCUGCUUAGAGAUCAAGGGGUCUACUCUGGGUUUGAUACGUAAGCGAUGAACAGUCUCGUGCCCAAGCCUCUCCACUCACAGAAAAUGUAAACAAAAUUCAUGAGUAAAGCUCGCAGUUGCAACAAAAUAUAUGUAGAAUAUUCAUGGACCUAGAAGAAGCAAUCAUCAUCUUCUCAAAGCAUCUAGCAUUCCCAAGAUUCUUCAUUCUUCGUUCAUCAACGCAACACAUAUCACCACUCUAUACGUGGUGAUGAGAUGAUCAUCAACCGCAAGUACGAUAGAGGACGACGCUCCAUGAUAGUGAGAUAUUUCGACUUGCAGAGUAAUACAUUCUCUCAAAUGGAGAACCCAAAAGA
Messenger RNA from Marchantia polymorpha subsp. ruderalis, 1525 nucleotides. The record is from the annotation of a GenBank genome assembly. NCBI's taxonomy places the organism in Eukaryota, Viridiplantae, Streptophyta, Marchantiopsida, Marchantiales, Marchantiaceae.